AUGUCUGCUGCAAACUUCCCCUCCGUUCGCCAGGUCGAGGAGUUCAUCGCCAGGAGCAUAGAGGUUCCUGGCUCUAGCAUGCACGCCUUGCCGACGCAUGGCGGAACGCAUGAGUCCAUCUCCGCCGCAAAAACCACCAGCGGAACCGGCACCGCCGAUGGACGGAAGGCCGAUCACCACGAGAAAUGGGGCUCCCGGCUGCUCUUCGACAACCUCACGGAGGCAAACCAGAAGCUGGAGCGGCAAAACAAAGAGUAUGCGAGAGCCAACCAGGAGCUUCGCAGACUUGUCGGACAGCUUCUGGCCGAGAGGAACCAGGCCCAAGCUGCCAUCGCGAGCCUCCAGCAAAUUGGGGGCAACUGCAUCGAGGUGGCGAGGCGCUUCAAGACCCAGGAGCAGGAGCUCAAGCUCCUCCGCGCGGAGUGCGCGGAUAACGAUGCGGUGAAUAAGUCGCUCGAGGACUGCAACCUUGAACUGUGCGAAACCUACCGGCAACUUAAGCAGCAGCUCGUUACGCGAGAAGUCGAGGUGGAGAUGCUGCUGACUACCAAUGCCCGGAUCGCCAGCAGCGCUUUCGGGAUGAAUGUCACCUUCGCACAAAUGCAGAGUUCAUCCGAGGCGGUGGAUACGAGGGCCAAUCAUCUGCAGGGGUGUGUUGCUGGCCUCGAGCGCGCGAGGAAGCUGGACCAGAUAAGGCUUCGAGCUGUUGAAGCAGUUGCGAGCCAGGCCUUCGCCCGUAACAAGAUCCUGAACGCACAGCUGCAGGAGCUUACUGAUGACCAGGCUGCACGCAAAGACUCCUGCGGAGAGGGUUUCUCAGUCGUGUCGCAUCCUCAAGACGUCGACUCUUCCGAUGAGUUCACCUUGGUGGAUAGGGAUGAAAGUGAUUCUGGGAAUGAAUACUGUGGUAUGUGUAUUGGGUGA
Coniosporium apollinis CBS 100218 is the source of this 924-nucleotide messenger RNA. RefSeq lists its product as uncharacterized. The transcript has a single exon. Bases 1 to 924 code for a protein of 307 amino acids. NCBI's taxonomy places the organism in Eukaryota, Fungi, Ascomycota, Dothideomycetes. The record is from RefSeq and is a predicted model, not a curated record.